ACAAAGAUAUUAGACUGUGUCAAACCUUAAAUCAAGAAAAUGUUAGAUCAGACCAUAUAGCAGUUUUUUUGGACAUAGAUGACUACUGUAAUCAGAGACCUGUGGAAAAAGAAAUCUUUUGUAUCAAAGAAAUGGACAUCCUCAAAUGGCAGGCAAGCACUAAAGCGAGUUUUUCCUCAUGGAAAUCUGAAAAUUUUCAAAAUUUAAACACUGAAGAUAUAUACUCAUGUUUUCUAGAAAUUUUUCAUAAUUGUAUGGCUGAAGCUGUACCCAAAAAAAUUGUGAAAUAUAGCAACAGGAGAGUGCACCAACCCUGGAUCAACGAAGAAGUCAAAAUUAUAAAAACAGAGCUAAAUAAAUUAAAAAAAGUUUUCAAGCAAAGACAAACUCCCAGAAAUUUAAUAAAAUUGAAAGAAUGUGAGCAAAAAUAUGAAGAGGAAAUUGAAAAAGCUAAAGAUGAAUGGGCUGAUAUGCUGUGUGAAAACAUAAAUAUGUGUAAUACUCCAAAAGAGAAAUGGAAGUACUUUAAGAGUUUAACAUCCUAUCAAGUAGAAGAUGUAGAUACUAUACUCCCCCUUGUUAACAGUAAUGGUGAUGUGAUUUUUGAAAGAAAAGAAAAGGCAAAACUGCUAGAAGAGACCUUUUUCAGUGAUAAACAUCUACAAAAUGUCACUUUUGAUGAAGAUUUCAAGAAACAUAUUGAAGAAGAAUUGUUUAACAUCAGACAAAGUAAACAUCAUGAUACAGAAGAAGAUGAAAGUCAAAGUUUCCUUAAUAGAUCUAUUACAAUUCAAGAGGUAGAGGCAGCUAUCCAGCAUUUAAAGAAAAAUAAAGCACCUGGACCAGAUAAAAUAUACACAGAGCUACUUUUAUACUCAAAUAACCACCUUCUUGAAGCCAUCACAUAUAUUUUUCAACACUCCUGGGAUACCAGUAUUCUUCCACAGGCCUGGAAAACAGCAACAGUGAAAUUCUUAAAGAAACAUGGAAAAGAGUCCUAUUAUAAGUCAGGAUCCUACAGACCUAUAAGCUUGACAAGUGUCCUUGGUAAAUGUAUGGAGAAAAUAGUAUAUGCCAGAUUAUAUGCAUACUCAGAACACAAGAACAUCAUAGACGAAGAACAAGAAGGUUUUAGGAAAUAUCACAGCACUACACAAGCCCUGUUAAGACUGGUGCAGAGUAUCUUUGAUGGAUUUAAUGAAAAAAAGCACACACUAGCAGUAUUCCUAGAUUUGGAGAAGGCCUUUGACAGUGUAUGGAGGGAUGGUAUGCUUGUUAAGCUACAAAGAUUGGGAAUAAGUGGGAAAAUGUGGCAAUGGUUGUCCAACUUCUUAACUGGAAGAUCAGCAAGAUGUGUAGUAGCAUGUGAAAUGGGAGAUACCUUCCAAACUUCUGUUGGAUUACCACAAGGCUCAGUGCUCUCCCCUCUUUUGUUCAACCUCUACCUAACUGAUAUAUUCCAAAACAUAAAAAGCAAUAGUAUCAAAUUUGCAGAUGAUGGGACUAUUUGGAUGUCUGGAAAUGAUAUACAUGAUCUAGAAAAAAUAAUCAAUACAGACCUAGUAACAAUUAACACAUGGACAGAGAAAUGGAGAAUGAAAUUAAAUUUGGAUAAAACUGAAUAUACCAUCUUUAAUAGGAAAAAAGAAAACUUAGGUCAAAUAGAGAUCUGCUUAAACAAGAAAGCAUUGCAACAGAAAGAUAAAUCAAAAAUUUUAGGUGUUAUUUUAGAUUCUGAAUUGUCAUUCAAAGAACAUAUAGAAUACACUGAAAGAAGAGGCACUAAAGCAUUGGCUUCCUUGAUGUCAGUAGCCAAAACAGAGAAGAUCAGUGUUAAAAAUAUGAUAAAUCUUUAUACAAGCUUGGUUCUACCUCAAUUGGAGUAUGCAGUCCCUAUUUGGCAGAUUGCCAACUGUCAGCCCCUGGACAAGAUACAAAGGAAAGGUUUAGCUUACUGCCUUGGAUUGCACAACACAGCCAGUAAAGAUGCAGUUGAAGUAUUGGCUGGAGUUCUUCCACUUGAUUUGAGGCGAGAAGAACUGAGUGUUCGAGAAUGCGGGAAAAUAAUGGCAAAAGAUAUUAGGCAAAACAUAGCAAAAAGUUUAAAAAGCUGUCAAGAUAGAUACGGAAAAGUCAGAGAAAAAUUCCAAUCUCCAUUCUUUUGCAUGCUCACACAGAUAGAGGACAUGAAAUCAUUAACCACCAUUUCACUGAACAGUAUUGAACCAGAGUUUUCAUACCUUGAAUAUCUGCAACCAUCUAGAACCAGACCAGAUUACUGGAACAAUCUAGGAUCUUCCAAAUCAAGAACUCUAAAACAAGAAGAAGAUGCAAGACAACACAUCUCAUCACUUCUAUCUGAUGUAGAUACCAAAACAGCUGUAGCAUUUACUGAUGGUUCCUGUAGAGGAAAUCCAGGUCCAUGUGGUGCUGGAGCCUGCAUUCUUCUUCCAAACACAGAAGUUAUAGAACUGAAACAACCAGUAUCAAAAUUAUCAUCAAUUCUAGUAGGAGAACUGGUUGCCAUUAAAAUAACACUUCAAGCCCUACUUACUGAGAUUGGAAGAUUUGAAAUAAAAAAGAUAAAAAUACUUAGUGAUAGUCAGUCAGCUGUUGGAAUUAUUGAUCUUGGAUGGGAAAAUAAGACACACAAAUUCCUGUCAACAGAGAUACUCCAGUUGAGGAAAGAGCUUGAAUUAGCUGAUGUUACUGUUUAUUUUGAUUGGACUCCUGGUCAUGCUGGCAUAAAAGGGAAUGAUAUUGCUGACAGACUUGCAAAAGAAGCAGCAAAAGAAGCUGAGGAAAUGGCAACAGAAGAUUUACUCAUUGUAACAAGUCAAAGUGACAUUCGCCAUUCAGCGAGAGAAUCAGUCCGCAUUAAAUGGCAGAGAAGGUGGGAAAUUGUUGAAACUGGCAGGCAUCUCUAUGGACUCAAGCCUCAAGUCCAACCCAAAAAAAUUAAUUUCCAUGGCUUGAGCAACCAAAGACAGUUAUUGCAACUACAAAGUGGAUAUUGUCUCAAUGAUUAUUUGAACAAGAUUGGGGCUAAAAACACAAGUCUAUGUAAUUGUGGACAAGUGGAGACAGUUACACAUUUUAUAGAGGACUGUACCCUGUACGAGACAUCAAGAGAAAACCUGAAGAAAGAAAUAUUCCUAAAGACUGGAAUUAGUGUAUUUACAACAGAACUGUUGCUGUCAGACAUACAAGAAGACCAAUUCAAAGACCACAGACAAGAGUUGUCAAACAUUGCAAAUGAAUUUGUCAAAUCAUCCAAAAGAUUUUAAUUUUUUUUUUUUUUUUUUUUUUUUUUUUUUUUUAU
Molecule: messenger RNA, 3322 nt
Organism: Ruditapes philippinarum (Manila clam)
Lineage: Eukaryota; Metazoa; Mollusca; Bivalvia; Venerida; Veneridae
Exons: 1
Coding region: 132-3287 (1051 amino acids)
Molecular function (GO): RNA-DNA hybrid ribonuclease activity; nucleic acid binding
Source: RefSeq, a predicted model, not a curated record